CAUGACUAUAAAAGGAUAGUUUCCAUUGGGUUCGGUACUUAAUCAAAGGCGAUGCAAGUUGCCCAACAGUAAAUAGCUCCCUUCUGAUUAUGUAACUCCUGCCAUCAUAAAUUAACCAACACGUAUUUCCACAUAUUAUGCCAGGCAGAAGCACACAGUCAGUCAGAACAUAAUAUUUACUUCCAGGAAUCUCGGCAGCACAUGCACACACCUCAGUGUCUCAAACAGCAUUUUACACUGACCAAUAGCAUUUUUCUAGAUUUGACAAGUGCUUCAAGCCUGUGGCUGUUUACACCGGGAACACAAUUAUUUUCUUUUUUUUAUCAAUCAGAUGAACCACGAUAACAUGUGAAAAUAUCUGACUGGGGAAAAUACCAAUGAGUGGAAAAAAUAUAUAAUUAAAUCAAUCACUACCAAAAUAAGCUUAGCAGAGAUUGACUUCGAUGGACUUCAAUCUGCCAUCCACUUGUCCAGUGAGGGGGAUACAAUGGGAGAGGGUCCUGCCGCCGCUUCUUCAGAGGCUCAAAGGAACAUUUACACCGUCAGAACUGCUCAUCCCAGUGACUGAGCACUCUGGAGAGGUGUUUUGUGACCACACUAGAUUCUCGGUUCAGGUUGACGUAAAACCCUUCAAACCAGAUGAGUUGACGGUGAAGGUUAUAGGAGACUUUGUGGAGGUCCAAGGAAAACAUGAACAGAAAAAGGAUGGGUCGGGUGUGGUGACUCGGCAGUUCAACAGCCGCUUCAGAAUUCCGGAGAAAAUAGACACCAUGGCCCUGGAGUCAGAUGUGUCAUCUGAAGGCAUCCUCAUAAUUUCUGCUCCUCUGCUGCAGGGGGAGAACCCCCGACCCUUGUCCCACUCAGAACUCUGAACACUCCAUGGUAACACAAAAUUCAUAGGAAUUAGGAACACACACACACACACACAUGUGUGUAAUAUAUAUAUAUAUAUAUAUAAAAAAACUCAAUUUUCUUUGUGCACACAUUUCAUAGGAACAUACAGCUUACAAACCCACACCUUUGCUACAUAUAACACACGCAGGCCAUAACCAUAUCCAUCCGGAGCUUACUUUAAUUACAUGAUUACUUUAAGAACAAUUAUAUGUAACACUACAAAUCAAGAGAAACUGACUAAUAAAUCUGACUGAUAGAGGCAGAAAUACAACCCCUCUGCAAUCCAUUAGACACACAAAAAACCUCAAAAACAGCUGGUGCCUUCCUGAGCUAAAACAAACACGCCCCGGAAAAGCACCAGCUGUUUUUUGACUCUCAGAGUUCUCAUUUCUAAACCCUAAUGUUAUCCUAUUAUUAUUAUUGUGAAUACUAUAAUACACACAAAAAAUAUAUAAUGGUGUAGCCUACGGGGCUACCACAGUCAAAGCCACUACCUCUAGUGCACGUACUGAUGUAGCAUGGGUUCAAAUCCAGCCCAUCGCUCUUUUUGUAUAACAUAAUCUUUCAAACUAUGUUUAAACUUUCCUGUCAAAUAAAGUGUAAUAUAAAGUAUACACACCUUCUGAAAUAGAAAGUGCUAAAUUAUAUUAUGUAAAGAGUAUACAAUAAAAAUGUCCUGUAAUUGUUUGUGUAAAUGUGCAAAACAUUGUAC
This is a messenger RNA of Esox lucius (northern pike), 1606 nucleotides long. It is a transcript of the gene hspb6, whose product is annotated as heat shock protein, alpha-crystallin-related, b6. Gene Ontology annotation, molecular function: protein folding chaperone. The transcript has 3 exons. Lineage: Eukaryota; Metazoa; Chordata; Actinopteri; Esociformes; Esocidae. Gene Ontology annotation, biological process: protein refolding; response to heat. The coding region runs from base 444 to 872 and encodes 142 amino acids. The record is from RefSeq and is a predicted model, not a curated record.